AUGGAUCCGAGCAUCAAGGAGGAACUUGAGGGUGCAGUCAACCACUUUGGAAUGAGAGCCUUCAUUUUCCACGAUGUGAUUGCAAAGGAAUGCUUUAGCAGGGGGUUUACAUCGGCAACACAAGGGUUGGAAGAAUGGGCAGCGAAACUGACGAAUGGUUCCAACUCACAGGACCCACUGGCAACUCUGUUCACAAAGCGAGUGAUCUCUGACUUCAAGCGUGCUGGGGAAGGGCAACGAAAGCCUUUGAACUUCAAGGAUGCCCUUUACAAGCACCAAGUCUGUGGGGCAUAUCUCCACUUCAAAUCAGAGUUCCAAAGCAGGUGCCCUGAAAAGGAGUGGCCAACACUUUCUCAGGAGAUUGAUGACUCCUUCUACCAGCGGCUCCUGGACACCGAUCUCCAUGCUGCGAUGCUCAGCAGUGUGCCGCCGGGAGAUCUCCUGGCCAUUUCGAGCUUCAGGCCGCAUUUGGGGCGGUUUCAGAAGGUCCAGGUCGCAGAACUAGAAGCCAAAGAGGACAGGUUGGCUAGGAGUGUGUUGGAGGCAACCUUCAACCAGCUUUCUGCCCAGUUGGAUCACGACAUGGCACUUGUGAAAGAAAAACUUUGUCAUGACAAAGAUGCUGAAGCCGUGGAGUCUGCAAAAGAUGCCAGAUUCUUGCGAGAACGUCAGCUGAUACUCAAUGGAAGAUUAUAUAAUAAUUAUUAUAUAGGGCUCCAAGUUUCAAUUCUCUUAUGGAUGUCAAUGGCUAGACAGUUGAUAUGUUUCCCAAAUAACACAAACUUGUUUAUUUGUUCUGAACUCAUCCAUUGUACCUCCAGCUGCUUUCUACAUUUCCAUCUUAAGGAAGGGGGCUGCAUGGGUGAAGAACUGGAUGGCACGGCACUGUGUCCUCAUUCCGGUGGACGAUUCAAUGUCGGGCUCCAUGACAGAGUAUGCGUCCUUCAAUGCGCAAUUCCAGGGGUCAGCUGGCAGGAAGCUACUUGGUGA
Messenger RNA from Cladocopium goreaui, 990 nucleotides. The record is from the annotation of a GenBank genome assembly. Lineage: Eukaryota; Dinophyceae; Suessiales; Symbiodiniaceae.